UGAAAUCUCUGUUCCCUUCACAUAACGAGGUUGCACGCCUGUGCUUUUACUUCUCCAGCUCUCUCUCUCUCUCUUCUAACCAGAACCACUCAGGGACAAAACCUCUUUUAAACCCUGAUAGAUACAAGCCUCUAUCACCACUUGCAAUUAGAAUAUACAAGAAAGCUUCUGUUUCCAAAUAAAAGCUGACUUAGAUAGCUAUUAAUUCCAUAUAUCAGUUACAUGUCUAGCAUAUACAUUUUUGGUUUUUAAUAUUUUCUCAUUUUCUAAAUUCUCCUGAUCUUAUCAACCAUUUUUCUUCAGCAUUUUCAAACCAUAGUGAUAUCUGGUACCGUUUCUGUCACAAAAGUCCAAACUGUCACUCUUUCUAUCCAAAAUCCCAUCCCCAGCAGUACAAAAAACAAGUACAUUUUCAAACCAAAAGGGUAGUUGGUAAAAAUUUUCUAUUCAAAUAUCUCUUCAUCCUUUCAUCUCUCAAACUGAAACCCUUUUCCCCACCAAUAGGAAAGGGGGUUGUUAUAAAUUUGUACCAAUCAUUUCAAAGCUUUUCAAACUCUUUCUUCCUUUGGACUGUAGUCUGUGGACGAAAACCAUCCAAAAGAAGAAUGUUUGCUGUAAAAUUUUUAUUCAGGCUCUAAAGUCUUGCUUUUAUUCAAGUAAAGAACAACACCCAGAAGCCAAAACCAAGAUUGCUGCCUCUCUAUAUCAAAAAUCAACGAAGAAAGAGCUGACAUUGGUGUUGCAUGGACAAAGCAUCGACAAUAACAACAUUGACAGCAAGGAGGCCAAAAUGGCAAUACCCACCAGCGCCACCAACACCAAGAAUCCUGCAUUCGCCUCGCAGGAAACCACCAACGAAGGCUAGUGCUGCCAAGUCUGGUUCACAAAGAAACAGGAAAGGUAAGCUGGAGACUCUGUUUGAUCAAGAAAGAGAGUUUACAAGAGGGGUUAUGCCCAUUGUAACAGUGAGUGGCGGAGGGGAUGAUCGGUGUGAGGAGGAGAGGAGAGAGAGAGUAGAGAAAAGCGAGAGCGUGGUGAUGGAGGAGGAGAAGUGGAGGUUUCAAGCUGAGAUGUUGAGGGCAGAGUGUAAUUUGCUAAGGAUGGAAAGAGAGAUUGCAGUGAAGAAGAUGGAGAGGAGAAGGAUCCAGGUGGAAAGGGCUUUGAGAUCUGCUGUUCAUACUCUGCUUUCUGGGAGAGAAAAGAUGUGCGAUGGAAAGAAUGCAAGCAUGAUUUUGGAGGAAGAGAUCAUUGAACUGGCUGAGAAACUAGCCAAGUUGCAGAGAAGAUCAAGAAAUAAAGAUUCAGAUGUUCCAAAGUGCAGCAAUUUUGAUAAACAAGCAUCUCUUCUUCAAAGACGGCUAGAGAAGUUUGCAGGAGGAUCAGAUGAGGUAUAUGUGAAGGAGAUUCAAGAGAUGGCAGAAGCAAGCUUGUCCAUCAAUACUACUAGCAGCAUCAAGGAAAUUUUUGUUUCAACUUGCAGCAACAAUAUGGAGGUUCUCAGAAGGAAAAUGGAGGGAUUGUCAAAGGGGAGUCUGUUAGAGAGGAUGGAAGUUGAAUAUGGGUUGAUGCUCUGUACAGCCAACGGUUCGGCUUCUAGUUCUAGUUAUGUUGCCACUUCAAAGGAAAUUGAAUUCUCGGAGAUGUCUUCAUCUUCAAUGAGACAACCCUGCAAGGAAAGAAAGCCCUAUGAAGAGAGAGCAUGUUCAGGAUGCUGCAAGGCAAUAGUGCAAAGGGUUGUGGAGCAAGUUCGGGCUGAGACGGACCAAUGGUCCCAAAUGCAAGAGAUGCUGGGGCAAGUCAGAGAUGAGAUGGAGGAAUUACAGGCUUCUAGAGAUUUUUGGGAAGAUCGAGCACUUGAUUCUGAUCAUCAAAUUCAAUCCCUACAAUCCGCUGUGAAAGAAUGGAGAUGGAAAGCUUUCUCCUCUGAAGCAAAGGCAAACGAGCUACAAGCUCAGGUAUCAAUGCUUCAAGCUGAGCUUGAAAAGCUGAGGAAGGAAAAAACUAGAGAAAGAAGUAGGACCAAAAGUUCAGCAGCAAAUUUGCAUGACUCACCAAAUGAUAUGGAGAAAAGAGUAUUGGUUUGUCGAUUGAAGGAAAAUCGCCAAUCAAAUGAUGAUUGCUGCAAGCAGGAGUUAUUGGGUGAUGGAAGAAAAAAGCCACCACUUAAUGCUACAAAACGCUCACCAUUUAGAGAUAUAGGAAAUUCAUCACCAUUGGUAAGGCAAAAUAGCAGGGCAGUUUUUCCUUUGCACUGUCCCCUGCCUUCCAAUGUGCAGAGUGAUUCUUAAUGUACUGAAUCCUUUCAAGUUUCUAAACUGAAAGACUUGUGACAAUUCCAAUUUGCACGUGAAUAAAGGAGCUUGUGGGGAAUUAUGAAUUA
Molecule: messenger RNA, 2380 nt
Organism: Hevea brasiliensis (rubber tree)
Lineage: Eukaryota; Viridiplantae; Streptophyta; Magnoliopsida; Malpighiales; Euphorbiaceae
Exons: 5
Coding region: 744-2288 (514 amino acids)
Source: RefSeq, a predicted model, not a curated record